UAUUGCGAACGAAAACGCUGUGGUGACGGUUUGGAUGCUGAUGAGUCGAUACAGGGGACUUCUCCUGAUUUGGAAGGGUCACGUGUACAGACAUCACCCUACUGCCGACGCUACUCAGUACUCGCCAGCAUGGAGGCAUUGCUCUUCAAUGUGGAUACUGGAUUUCUCGAAGGGAUUCUGAGGGGCUACAAGUCGGGCAUUCUCACCCAGAAUCAAUAUGCCAACCUCACGCAAUGCGAGAGCCUUGAGGACUUCCGGACGCAGCUAUCCGCCACUGACUACGGAAAUUUCCUUGCCAAUGAACCCCUACCCAUCUCGACCUCCACUAUUGCAGACAAGGCAACGCAGAUCCUGGUCGACCAAUUCAACUACAUACGGAGCAAUGCCGUCGCGCCGCUGAGCAAGUUUCUCGACUAUAUCACCUACGGAUACAUGAUCGACAACAUCGUUCUCUUGAUUACGGGGACCCUCCACGAACGCGACACGCACGAGCUGCUUGACCGUUGCCAUCCUCUGGGCGUCUUCGACACCAUGCCUGCGCUAUGUGUGGCCACGAACGUCGAGGAGUUGUACCAGACUGUGCUGGUGGAAACACCUCUCGCACCGUAUUUCCGAGACUGCCUUGCAGCAUCUGACCUGGACGACCUCAACAUUGAAAUCAUCCGCAACACGGUGUACAAGGCGUACUUGGAGGACUUUUAUCAGUUCUGUUCCACCGUUGGUUCUCCCACCUCUGAGGUGAUGCACAAAAUCCUCGACUUCGAAGCGGACAGGCGGACGGUCAACAUCACGAUCAACUCGUUCAACACAGAGCUCUCGAAGGAACAACGCGCGAAGCUGUUCCCAGCCAUCGGGCGGCUGUUCCCAGAGGGCAACAACCAGCUGGCCAAGGCGGACGACAUGGAUCAGGUCCGGGCCGUGUGCGAGAACGUGUCGGAGUACCGGUCGUUCUUCAUUGAUUCGUCUUCGAGUGGGGGCGGGUCCGGUGGCGACAGCGAUGAUCUGGGCGCCGCAGCGCAGCUGGAGGACCGAUUCUUCCAAACCGAAGUCCAUCUCAACAAACUGGCGUUCCUGCAGCAGUUCCAGUACGGCGUGUUCUACAGCUACAUGAAGCUGAAGGAGCAGGAGAUUCGGAAUCUGACCUGGAUCGCUGAGUGUAUCGCACAGGAUGCUCGCGACAGAAUCCAGGACUUCAUACCCAUAUUCUGAACGUCUCCCCGAUACACUACGUAGCCACUAUGUUAAUUGUUGAUAUGAUCAAGGACAGAAGCCAC
Mycena citricolor is the source of this 1274-nucleotide messenger RNA. Lineage: Eukaryota; Fungi; Basidiomycota; Agaricomycetes; Agaricales; Mycenaceae. The record is from the annotation of a GenBank genome assembly.